AUGGUCCCCAUCCAUGAAACCAUGUUUUUAUACUGUCUCUCUCUGUGACUCAUUUAUGUUCGGUGUGCAUGGUCCCCAUCCAUGAAACCAUGUUUUUAUACUGUCUCUCUCUGUGACUCAUUUAUGUUCGGUGUGCAUGGUCCCCAUCCAUGAAACCAUGUUUUUAUACUGUCUCUCUCUGUGACUCAUUUAUGUUCGGUGUGCAUGGUCCCCAUCCAUGAAACCAUGUUUUUAUACUGUCUCUCUCUGUGACUCAUUUAUGUUCGGUGUGCAUGGUCCCCAUCCAUGAAACCAUGUUUUUAUACUGUCUCUCUCUGUGACUCAUUUAUGUUCGGUGUGCAUGGUCCCCAUCCAUGAAACCAUGUUUUUAUACUGUCUCUCUCUGUGACUCAUUUAUGUUCGGUGUGCAUGGUCCCCAUCCAUGAAACCAUGUUUUUAUACUGUCUCUCUCUGUGACUCAUUUAUGUUCGGUUUGCAUGGUCCCCAUCCAUGAAACCAUGUUUUUAUACUGUCUCUCUCUGUGACUCAUUUAUGUUCGGUGUGCAUGGUCCCCAUCCAUGAAACCAUGUUUUUAUACUGUCUCUCUCUGUGACUCAUUUAUGUUCGGUGUGCAUGGUCCCCAUCCAUGAAACCAUGUUUUUAUACUGUCUCUCUCUGUGACUCAUUUAUGUUCGGUGUGCAUGGUCCCCAUCCAUGAAACCAUGUUUUUAUACUGUCUCUCUCUGUGACUCAUUUAUGUUCGGUGUGCAUGGUCCCCAUCCAUGAAACCAUGUUUUUAUACUGUCUCUCUCUGUGACUCAUUUAUGUUCGGUGUGCAUGGUCCCCAUCCAUCAAACCAUGUUUUUAUACUGUUUGAGAAACAAAUAAUGAACUGCAAUUAAGCCAUUUCAGUUGCCAGUUAUUGCGACCGUUGUCAGUCAUAUGCGGUGUGGAAAUAGAUAAGGCGUAUCUCUGUUGCUGUGGCUGGUGGAGAUAUUCGGUUUGACCGAUGCCAUAAGAUGCUGAGUUUUCUGAGGUGCUUCAGCUGUGUCCUAUAUUGUACGGACUGAGAUGACCCACAUCCGUGUGCAAGGCGACUUGCCCAUAAACAAAUUAACUGUCUAAUUUGUUUCUUAUCUUCUCUCCCAUGUCCCUUUUCUUCUGCUUGCUCUGUUGCUCCUUACGGGAAAAUCCACUCAGAAAUGGUCGUUAAGCGUCAUCAUACGGCGCAUUUUGCAUCAUCAUGAGGAUGUGUCAAGUGACAAUUUGAUUUUCGAAGUCCUAUAUCUUGACAAUGUGAUUUCUGACAUGGAAAACACUUUGGGAAUUUAUCAACAGUGGACUAAUUAAAAAAAAUAUAUAUAUUUUGGGUUGGAUUUGUCCUUCUACGCACUCUCUCUCUCUCUCUCUCUCUCUCUCUCUCUCUCUCUCUCUCUCUCUCUCUCUCUCUCUCUCUCUCUCUCUCUUCUCUCUCUCUCUUUAUUUCCCUCCCUCGCGCAAUUCCCCGGUUGUAUUGGGGUGGAUGACGCGGCACCCAUACCUGUGCUGUGUGCUUCUUGUGCCGGCUGGGCGUGCAGCCUGGGGAAGGAAUGGUGAUGGGGAUGCGGCUGCCAUGGUAGCCAACCACCCAGAACUACCACCUCUCAUCCACUGUCAAGAUGAACUCUUACAGAAUACUACCAUGUGUCGAUGAGAGCAAGAGGGAGACAUAUCCUUGACAACCAGAGAGGGAGGGUCAAAGAGCGACCUGCGUCAUUAUCCCUGAGAGAGAGAGGAAUUAGGUGCCAAUAUGCCUGGUGUGGAAACGCUGAGGGCGUCAGUAGAAAGGAGAAGGUGGGCCUCAGGCCAGGAGAACAAGGGAGGAUGGAGAGAUCUCGAUGAAGAAAAGCGAGCUGGGGAAAGGAGGAGAUAAGAGAAAGCACUGCCAUCAUAUUUUUGGAGUUACAAAUCUAUUGUUUUUACGUGGCAAACACCCAGAGGUGGGGUUAGGAUGCACAGAUCAGUGGAGAGGAGACAGAUCACUACAAGCCAUUGGAGAUUAUAAAACAUAUUUAAUCACCACCUUUCUCUUUCCCCAGACAGUCUUAGCCCCAGACAGUUAUUAGGCUCCUAGUUGAACAUUGACAGGACAUAUUGUCCUGUUUUGACAAUCUGAAAGUGACAUGUCUGAGAGUGACAGAGAGUGAAUCUGAGAGUGACAGGUUAUAUUGAUCUCCCUUUGUCCCCCUUCUCCCUGGUUAGGGGAUGGAUGGGAUGGCGGGAGGUGUUGGGCCCCCUGGCGGGGGUGAGGGUCGGCCGGGUCGUAGUGGAGGAGACUCUCAGAGGCGCAGUAAGGGCAGCCUGCCCUCCCCAGGGUACCGCCUCUCCCAGGCAUCGCUGGAGGGUGACAGGUCAGGGGUCGAAGGGUCCGGUUCUGGAGGGGGGCGACGGCGCCUCUCCAUCUUGAGUGCCACCAGAGACGGCCUCCCCUUCCGUUCAGCUGGCACCCCAACCACCCCUGUCCCCCUGCCCCCUCCUCCAGCCCCCUUCUCCUCCACCCAGCAGCGUUCUGUUGGCUUUUCCUCGUCACGCGCUGCCCUUGCCUCCACUUCCUCCUCCACCGGCACCGGAGUGGUAGUUGUAGCGUUGGGCCCGGAAACCACGACAACCACGGCUUGUAACACCGUGGCGGGCACGCCGGAGAUGGGGAGUCUGUCUGGGACGGGGGGCAUGGGGGGGUUUGGGAUGGGUCUAGACGGGGAGGACUACAGCUACUCCAACCAGUCCACCUUCAUCCAGAGACAGUUUGGAGCCAUGCUGCAGCCGGGGGUCAACAAGUUCAGCCUGCGCAUGUUUGGGUCCCACAAGGCUGUGGCCAUGGAGCAGGAGAGACUCAAAUCAGCAGGGGAGUGGAUCAUACACCCCUACAGCGACUUCAGGUUCUACUGGGAUCUGAUCAUGUUGUGUUUGAUGAUGGGGAACCUGAUCAUCCUGCCAGUAGGAAUCACCUUCUUUAAGGAUGAGAACACUCCUCCCUGGAUCAUCUUCAACGUGGUCUCUGAUACUCUCUUCCUGGUUGACCUGGUCCUCAACUUCAGGACCGGUAUCGUCAAGGAGGACAGCACUGAGAUACUGCUAGACCCCAAGGCUAUCCGUCAGCGCUACCUAAAGAGCUGGUUUGCGGUGGACUUUGUGUCAUCCAUCCCUGUGGACUACAUCUUCCUGAUGGUGGACUUGGAGGCCCGGCUGGACUCCGAGGUUUACAGGACGGCCAGGGCCCUCCGCAUCGUACGCUUCACCAAGAUCCUCAGCCUGCUGCGCCUGCUGCGCCUGUCACGACUCAUACGCUACAUCCACCAGUGGGAGGAGAUCUUCCAUAUGACCUAUGACCUGGCCAGUGCCAUGGUGAGGAUAGUCAACCUGAUAGGCAUGAUGCUGCUGCUGUGCCACUGGGACGGAUGUCUACAGUUCCUGGUUCCCAUGCUGCAGGACUUCCCCCUGGACUGCUGGGUCUCCAAGAAUAACAUGGUGAAUGAUACGUGGGGGAUCCAGUACUCCUAUGCCCUUUUCAAGGCGAUGAGCCACAUGUUGUGUAUUGGCUAUGGUGCCCAGGCUCCAGAGGGCAUGACAGACGUGUGGCUCACCAUGCUCAGUAUGAUCAUUGGUGCCACCUGCUAUGCCAUGUUCAUCGGCCAUGCCACCGCUCUCAUACAGUCCCUGGACUCCUCAAGACGACAGUACCAGGAGAAAUAUAAGCAGGUGGAGCAGUACAUGUCAUUCCAUAAGCUCCCUGCAGAUGUCCGUCAGAGGAUUCAUGAGUACUAUGAGCAUCGCUUCCAGGGCAAGAUGUUUGACGAGGAGAACAUACUGGGUGAACUCAGCGAACCACUAAAGGAGGCGAUAGUUAGCUUUAACUGCCGUAGCCUGGUGGCUCACAUGCCGCUGUUUGCUAACGCGGACCCUAACUUUGUGACGGCAGUGCUGACCAAGCUUCGCUUCGAGGUGUUCCAGCCCAAUGACUUCAUCAUCCGUGAGGGCACGGUGGGACGCAAGAUGUACUUCAUUCAACACGGACGAGUCGGCAUACUCACCCGCGGAAACAAGGAGACCAAACUCAGUGAUGGGUCCUACUUUGGGGAGAUCUGUCUGUUGACUCGGGGCCGGAGGACGGCGAGCGUCAGAGCAGAUACAUACUGUCGUCUCUACUCCCUCAGUGUGGACAGCUUCAACGAGGUCCUGGAGGAACACCCUAUGAUGAGGCGGGCCUUCGAGACGGUGGCCGUCGACCGGUUGGACCGCAUCGGUAGGAAGAACUCUAUCCUGAUGAGGAAGCCGUCCCAGGCGGGUUCCAUGGCGGGGGGCAGCGGUUUGGGGCGUGGGGGUCGAGGAGGAGGGGGGCGGGGCUAG
Molecule: messenger RNA, 4365 nt
Organism: Oncorhynchus gorbuscha (pink salmon)
Lineage: Eukaryota; Metazoa; Chordata; Actinopteri; Salmoniformes; Salmonidae
Product: potassium/sodium hyperpolarization-activated cyclic nucleotide-gated channel 4-like
Exons: 10
Coding region: 2224-4365 (713 amino acids)
Biological process (GO): potassium ion transport; transmembrane transport
Cellular component (GO): membrane
Molecular function (GO): voltage-gated potassium channel activity
Source: RefSeq, a predicted model, not a curated record